ACACCCUGUAUAUAUAUAUAUAUAGAAUCACAGGGCUGCAGGUUCGAUUCCUGCUAGGGACCUAAAAGUGCAUUUUUAGCAGCUGUUCCUGGCAACUGCCACCCCCCACCUUUAGAAAACCAUGGAAAUUCAGGCAAAUGCUAGGAAAAAAUCAAAAAUAUGUUAAAUUCAGGUUAUUUCAUUACAAUCCUCCAUAAAAAUUCGGGCACAUUUUCAGCUGUCCCCCCCCCCUGCCUAUACAGUAUAUGCAGGGCCGUAGCUAGAACAAUAAUUGGGGGGGGGUGUAUAUUCAUAUAUUCGUGUUCUGCCCGACGGAUUUCUUUUGAAAUCGAUUGUUUUUACGGUAUGUAAACAUGAAUAUAUGAAUAUACACCCCCCCAAUUAUCAUGUCUAGCUACGACCCUGAGUAUAUGCCAGCAAGUCAGAUCCUAGACCCUCAAUAACUUAUGGCUCUGCCGAUCUACAGCCUACAGGACCUUCCCAUUGCACUAUUGACCAUGGGUCCGAGAAUAGGUCUUCAACAAUUCACAUGCAAAAUAUUUCCCACAGUUAAAUCGGUGAAAUCGCUUUUUUUAAAUAUGUCUAAUAUUAUAUACAUACUGUCACUGGAAUGCCUUGUCUUAAUAGCUCUGAUCCAAGACCUCCAUCCAAAAUAUGGAAUUCAGAAAACAUAGCUCAUUUUAAUGAAAUCAAUUAUGUAGUAUACAACUUUAUAUUUAAAACAAAAUAAAUUUGUUUUUCUCAUUAAAUACCCGAAUACAUAUCAUAGGAUAACAACAAACAAUGCAGCCCACUCAAGACUUUAGGUGACUAUAAAUGCGAGUCUUUUUGUUCUGUGCCUGCCUUGAAUAAUGUGACGUAAUGUUUCGAGAAGCCCUGGAAAGCCCCUUAAAAUAUCCCCAGGGACAAACGCCUCGCAGUUUCGGUUUCGAAAGGUUGUUUAUGAUAUUGAUUUGGCAGUGCAUUUGGUAGCGGCAUUCGAAAGCGAUUCUUGCUGACCCAGAAAUGUUGCGAAGGCGUAUGAAGGAAGAAAGAUAUAACUAUACCACAUAGAGAUUUUGAUGAAAGCAUAAAACCACAUCAGCAAACGCACUUCCGUCUUUGAAAAUCUGUACUCGCUUCGUUCUAAGAAUUUUUGAAGAAAAUUUUGUAUACAAGCUCAUUGACGUUGUUUUAUAAUGAAUUGAUGACGAGACAGCGAGUAUUGGGUGUUUUCUGAUUCCGUUAUGGAUAAAGACCAAUCUCUACAACCAGAAACUGAGAGUUAUGAAUUUGUAAACGAAAGAGACGCUCAAGUUAGUAUCAGAUCGGAUUCGUCUGCUUCGACUGACGCAGGAAUUCCACUCAGUGAUGCAGAAAAGGCUUUGGCAGACCGUGUACGUCAUUUGCAACAAGAAAAUAAAGAAUUAAGAAACGUUGUAGACAAUUAUCAGAAAGCAUUACAGGUAAAGAUAUUUUAAUAGCAAUAAAAAUUUACUGAUUUAGUUAUAUUCCAGAUAGUGUUCAGUUCCACAUAUUUCUUAAUGCAUUGCGACUUAAAAUGUUUACAGAAACUAAGCAGAUAGUCCGCAGAAAAUUUUCUCUUUUAUUACAUUAACUGCAAAUUUAUUAUAUAAUAUGCAAAGCGGAGGCUGGACAAGCUUUCAUUGGCAGGGGAACGACAAAACGCGGACCCCAGGUCUGUGGACUACCUUUGUGGACCUGAUCCGUGCCGGGGGUUGACAAAACGUGGACCCCCCUUCUGGAUCCCUUUCUGGACCCCAUUCUGGAUACCUUUCUGGACUUUUAAAAACCAAAAGAAAACAUGCAAAUUAAGAAAACAUUACAUACGCAGCUGUAAGCAGUCCGUCCCCAACCCGCAUUUGUUGAGAUGGCUUCAGCAGUGACCCAUAAUUCGGCCACAAGACAUGGCUUAUUCGCAAUAAAUUGUAAGCCAAUAUUUGUUGACAUUUUUUGCUGUAAAUGCAGCGAGGUAAAUUGCUGAUUUAUAGCAACCCGACACUACAUUGACAAUGUCAUUACACAGUAUUUUACAAGGUCACAAAAACAACAUGCAGUUUAUUGAAAGUACUUGUCCCUAUUCAAAAGAACAUGAAACAAGAAAACCAGUGCAGUAAGGUAUUUCUAAUUGGAAUAACUACGUUGCCCAGCAUUAUGCCCUAGAUUAUACGAGAUUAUAUAAUGUAUCGAUCAAUUCGCAACAUCGCCAUCCCCCCCCGGGCAUUUGACUUCAAGGUGUCUCCUGGGAGUAGGGAAUUGGACAUUUUGAAGCAAGAUGAAGUGCCUUCCUAUGAUGAUGCAAUUGCCGCUGACUGAAAUGAUCAGGACAUUGAACAGGAUUGAGGAUUCAGAAAGUCGAAAAAAGCUAAAUGAAUUUAAUCGAUCAUCAUGAUAUUGAAAUCCAAAUAGUUGUGCCCUACAAUCUGGUCUGUUGGUUUUUAAAAGGUCAAGAAUGGGAUCCAGAUUGGGGUCCAGAUUAGGGGUCCAGAAAGGGGUGGUCCACGUUUUGUCAACCCCCAUCUGUGCCAGGGUGCAUUUUAAGUGUUAUACGCUGAUCUUCGAUGUGGAUUUCAAAAGUUAUUGGCAUACUGGCGUUUGGUGAAUACUGUUUGCGUAUGGCUCAUUGGCGUAAAUCGGUGAAUGACGUUCUUGGCAUGUUUUAAACUUUUAAUUACUGAUCUCAGCAACUAUCUUUCGCUACUUUUGUCCAAAUUUGAUUCCGGACUUGUUAAAUCAGACAAAAGGCACAAAUAAGUGAAUAACGAUAAAUUACGACAGUUAUGUAAUAAGAUGUUCUUUCGAGAGUCGAAAUGAACGCUUUGUGAUACUGUCAUAUUAAUUAAAAAGUACAUUCUAAAGCUUGGCGUGUAAUUUCAAUGUCAGUGGUGGAAUUUGAACUUUUUCUCAUGUCUUGGCAUGACCUUGUUCGAGUACCGGCAUAUCUUCGGCGUGGCCUUAACAUAAAAUGCACCCUGGGGUGGCCUUAACAUAAAAUGCUACACUUGUGGACCACUCACGAAAUUUUGCCAACCAGACAAUGCACCGAGCACUAUUAACCCAAGUUUAGGAAGCCGAGAUUUGCAGGAACCACAAUCAUUCGAAGUGCAACACAAUUUAUUAUUCAUUUCAUUCCACAAUCCAUUCAAUUUUCCUUGAUGUACUGUGAAUACUAAUUCAGUAAAAAUCUGAAAAAAUUUGGUUCAUGAAAAAAUAUAGGAACAUUUUGGAGAAUCUGGAGUUGCGGUGGGGGGUAUUCAAAGGAUUUCACUGAAUUAUAAUUAAACAAAAUUACUUGAACUGUAGAAGUUGUAAAUUGCAAUGACGUUUCAAUGCCUGCAGGUCCUCUCCCAAAAAUAUUUAUUUUGAAGCUCGAUUACUGUUUUUCUUGCAUUUUCUGUAGCGAUCGAAAAGAAAAAAACUACUAAUUUUAAGGGCAUAUAUUCGGAAACUUUGCAUUAAAGUCUUAAUUGUACAGCUUAUGUUUUAGAAUGGUCAUAUUGUGAAUGGAUUUAGAACUUCACAUUUUGAGUUUCCACAAUGAUAAUGACAGAACUCGACUCAUGCACAUUUUUCCAUGCACAGUCAAGAAUUCAAUCUGAAUGCAAACCACCAAAAUUUGGUGUUUUGCAAGUGGUCCACAAGAAUGGUUUGUGAGAGUGGUCCACGAGUGUAGUCCACAGGCCUGGGGUCCGUGCCACGGACCUGGGGUCCACGUUUUGUUGUUUCCCCGUUGGUAGGGAUGCAACUACCGGUACCUGAAAAAAUCGUUGGCAGGGAUGCAACUACCCAGGCUGCAUUCCAUGUAAACCACAGAGGUGAAGUUGAACCCCGGCCCAAGCCAUUGCAGGCACCACUUGAAUGACUUGUCAUUAGCCUUUGAGUUAAAAAUAUAAACUUAAAAGUGAUGAGUGACUGAGUUUCGAAAUAUAACCGACUCGACCCUGUAGCUCAUUUGGUAGAUUGAACGUCUAGCAAACCAAAGGAGAGGGUUUGAUUCCCACUGCAGUCAAGCAAACUUUUCAGCUUUCCCAGUGUGGUCACACUCAGAGCAACAUCACAAACAUACAGUACUUCUUCCAGGGAUAUUUUCAAGCACAUAGGCCCUGUUUACACUAUACCGGAUUACUUUUCAUACCGGAUUAAUUUUUACUCCGAAGUAAAAAAUCAAGGGUGUUUACACUAUGCCGCUUCACUCUGUUGCCAGCUCAUGUCUUUCACUGUCGCCAUGGAAACAAGUAGCCAAUAUACCAAAAUUUAUUAAAAACAAGAAGUAAUAUUCGUUUUCUUUGUAAAGUAUAACUUUGUUUAAAAAUCUUGACUGCCAGACGUUGCUUUGUUUCGCUCUAAUCCAAAAUUUCAGAGUAUUUCUUUAAAUUUUGCUCUUUCAAAAGCGAAAAGUCAAUGUUAUUAUCGUUUUCUUUACAUGUAUUCGGCAGAAUAAAACAUACAAGCCAAAACCGAUUUUGUACCGAAGCGUACCGGAUUAGCCUGUUUACACUGCUCCGGCACAUCACAGAGUGAUUUUUGCUCCGCGUCGCAUACCGGAUUACUGUGGCAUAGUGUAAACAGCAGCCGAAUCCGGUAUGAAAAUCGCUACACUCCAAUGCAAUCCGGUAUAGUGUAAACGGGGCCUUAGGCUACUACCAUUUUUCAGAAGAAGAUUGAGUUUCUUUGGGGGACGUUAAAAAAUUUUGUGUUCAGGGGCGCACAUUCCAAAAUAUUUUGGAGAGAUGUAAAAUAUUUCGGGACCAACUUUUUACAUGUUUACAUUUUGGAAGUGGGAGUUGCACGAGGCGCCACCAUGGUUGGCGCGGAGUGGAAAAAUUUUGAAACUUUGAAGUAUCUAAAUCAUCAGAAAUGGCAUUUUCAAAGUCUCGUUUGGCCAUCAGCUAGCUAGCUGUAGAGAACAGAAAGAAAGUUGAUAAUGGAACAUUUACAUUAAAAAAUAAAUAAAAUUGUGAAAAAAAAUGAGUUCAAAACUCAAUUAAAACUCAAUUGAAGAUUGAGUAUUUACUACUGUAUACCGGUAGUAGAAAAGUGCUUGAAAAUAUCCCUGUUCUUCUCCUGAGUGCACAAUAGAGAUGUGCAUCGGAUUGGAUUGGACGUUUAUAAUCCGACAAUUGGCUAAUGUUUAAAAUCCGAUCCGAAAUUGUCUAAUCCAAAUCCGAUCCGAGUUUUGAUAAAGAAUUCCGAUCCAAUCCAAAGAAUCCUUUAAUAAAAUAAAUUUCUCAUUCAAGUGGAAAUGUUUAACCAAAUAAAUAUAAAAGCAAGAAAUACAUGUCAAGAAGCUGACAAAGUGAUGUCCCAAUUGAAGUAUCAAACGAAUAAUGCAGCGACAACCAUGUUGUCGUGGAUAAUUAAUUCAUUUUAUUUCGAAUAUCGAAGUCCGAUCCGACUACAAAACAACUUUAUCAAUCCGAUCCAAUCCAAAAUGAAUAUUUUUGUUCCGAAAUCUGAAUGAAUCGGAUUGGAUUCGGAUUGGAUUUGCACACCUCUAGUGCACAAUACCAUCAGGACCAAAAAUAUUCAAUAUUUGUUUUUUUAUACAGCUAAUUCAAUUGAGGUUGUCCUACCAAAAACUUAAACCUUAAACUCUGAACGUGCAAGGGAUGAUAGGUUUUCACCUAUUAGGCCCUUAAACUCAGAGAAUUGCCUUUGCAGCAAAUGUGUUUUCUGUCGUGAGUUUUCUCAUGUCUUAGGUAUUCUUGCAAAGCCAAAUUUCAAAGUUUAUGAGUCUAAAUAAACAAUAACCCAUCAUCCUUUGCACGCUAAGAGUUUAAGGUUUACAUUUUUGCAAGGACAACCUUAAUUGAAUUAGCUGUAUAUCGAUAUACUGCAAAUAUAGCAAUAUGUUUGAUAUUUUCAGUAUUGAGCAUGCAAAACAGCUCUUCGAUAAAACUUUUUGACAUUUAUAGAAAUUUGUUCUCGGAAUAAGUACUCUCGACUGUGCUGCAUAAAAAACGGUAAUCGUUCCAUGUUUCGCGCACCAAUAUAGUAAACGUUAUGUGAUGGAUAUUAUAGUGUUCUGAAAAGUUCACUAGAUACCUCCAUACACAUAUAACACACCCUAAACCUAACCCCUAACCUAACCCCUAAUACCUACUAACCCCUAACCCUAACCUAAUUGGUGCACGAAACAUGGAAUGAUAACCUAAAAAACUAACAGUCAACUCUCGGUUGCGGGCACCCCGUUGUUACGGACACCCCAUUAUUACGGACACCCCCAUUAUUACGGACACCCCAUUAUUACGGACACCCCAUUAUUACGGACACCCCAGUUAUUACGGACACCCCGUUUUUACGGGCACCCCAUUAUUGCGGACACCCCAUUAUUACGGACACCCCAUUAUUACGGACACCCCAUUAUUACGGACACCCCAUUAUUACGGACACCCCGUUAUUACGGACACCCCGUUAUUACGGACACCCCGUUAUUACGGACACCCCAUUAUUACGGACACCCCAUUAUUACGGGCACCCCAUUAUUACGGACGCCCCAUUAUUACGGACGCCCCAUUAUUACGGACACCCCAUUAUUACGGGCACCCCAUUAUUACGGGCACCCCAUUAUUACGGACACCCCAUUAUUACGGGCACCCCAUUAUUACGGACACCCCAUUAUUACGAACACCCCAUUAUUACGGACACUCCAUUAUUACGGACACCCCAUUAUUACGGACACCCACUAUAAAGGCAGUUGGUAAAUCCCCGGCUGAAACUACUGUAUGAAAUGUAUUGAAAUAACUCUUGCUAUUACGGACUCUCCCUAUUAUGGACACUUCAUGUCGUCCCAAACAAACAUGUUAUUGUUCUAUUUUAAAAAGAACAAAACAAUAGACACUCCGAAAAUAGUUAACAUUUUAUUCAACGUUUCGACUAGGUUUCAGUCAUCAUCAGGAAUGACGCUAUUGAAAAAUACCAAGAUAUAUAUUUACAAGUUAAGCGGAUCAAAUUACGCGCUAAUUAAAGAUCACAAGUUCUUUAGAGGCUUUAGUUCCGUGAUUAAGUUCCGGUUUUUGACGAUGUAUAUGUAAAGACUCCUUGUAUAACAAUAAUGACCAAUGUUUAGAUUUAUCUAUAAUAGUACAGUUUUUGGUAUAUGAUGACUUCUGUGGUAUGUGGAUCAAACUGAUCUAGUAGUGUGUUAGGUAGGUUAAGUAGGGUCUGGAAAUAUUGAAAAUGUUCACAUGACGUAAUAUGUUUGUGAACUUCUGAGUUUUUGUCGGAGGAGUGUUCUUUAAUCCUUGUUCUGAGGCAGCGGUCAGUUUUUCCGAUGUACGACAAUUGACAGCCAGGACAGCUAAAUUUGUAUACAACACUACUUUGGAGUUCUUUAUCCGUUCGGUCUUUUAGGCGUUGUCCUAACACGCGGGUCAGAUCAUGUACGUAUCCCUAUAGUAAUCUGACCGCGCGUAAACAAUGCAGUCGGGGACUGAGUAGUAGUAUGAUUUUAUUGAACAGAAAUGAAUUAAUACCACUGAUUGUUGGGCUACUAUGCAUUUACAUCCACAAUCAUAUCUAUAAAAAAUCAGACAAAACAUAAUCAUUACAGUAUAAUUUGUAUUAGGUAAUGUUUUAUACUGUAUAUUGUAUGUCCUAACAUGUCAAUAUUAGUCAAAUUAAUUUGAGACCAAAGGUACCACCUGUACAGGGUUCGUAGCGGUCUUUGAAAUCCUUGAAAGUCUUUAAAUUGGAAUGCAAGUCUUUGAGGUCUUUGAAAAGUCUUUAAAUUGUGUGAAAAAGCGAAGAAGUCUUUAAAAGUCUUUGAAUUCUUUAGUGAGUAUUUGAUUAUACGAUUCCCUAGCUAAUAAAAUAGAUUGAUUGAAGCAAGAUUUUCGCAAAUAUCGACGAAAAGGCGCAUUUUAGGAUGUGAUUUGACGGGACUAAUUACUGGGUAAAAAUGGUGCUUACACUCGCAAUUUUUCGACAGCUGAUUGCCCUCAAAGGUCUUUGAAGAGUCUUUGAAAAUAGGCAGAAAAAUCUUUGAAAGUCUUUGAAUUUUUUUGGUCUUGGAGACUACGAACCCUGCUGUACCAUAAUCCAUUGAGGUAAAAUUUAUUGACAGUUUACUGUAUGUUGUAAUGUGAAAUUAUGUGUUUUUCUUGUCUAGUUGUACCAAGAAAGCCUGAACAAGGCAAUAGCUCGAGAAGGAGAGAUACUCUCUGACACACAGAAAAAGUACAAUCAGGCCAAAUCAAAGGUUGAGAGGCAAAAUGAGAAAAUUUCAAAUCUUGAAAAAGAACUUCAAGAGGAGAAAAAUAAACAUUCUAAACAUGAAGAAGUAAUCUUGGAUGAAAAACAGCAGAAUGAAAAGAAUGAUUGUGAAAAGGUGGAUGUUUCAGAGAAAAAUAAUUUUGAAGAAAACGUCAGCAGUUUGCAUCAAUUAGUUGGCACACUUUCUGUGUUAAUUCCUGAUGAGUAUAAAGUAAGUAUAAUAUUUCUAAAAAAACAACUGUAGCUUUAAAAUUCAAGGAGAACUUCAACAUAUUGCGCAAUACAUUAGAUUGCAACUAAUGUGUGUCUAUAGUGUGUUUACUGUAUAAGACAGCUACAGUAUUCAGGAGAUUAGUGAUAGUCAAAACUAACCCUAAAUAUGAUUUUUAUUAAUGUCUAAUAUGUAGCUAUUCUAAAAAGAACGUGUACAAUAGUAUAUUUUCAUUGGAAAGACCUCAUCUUCGUUGACGUUUUCACUGUAGAAGAUAUGAUGUCAUUAAAUGAACUCAUUACUGCUAAAAUUCAUGUAAUGACAUCUUAUCCUACAAUCAUAUCUUCAAAUCUAUCACAUCUUCAGUACAAAGAUACAUUGCAUCAACACACACCACAUAUUUGAGGUGUGUGGUACAUUAUGUGUUCCUCCAUCCAUUGAAACCUGAAAGUUGUUCCCGCAUUUUAUAUGAACUGCCUUAUAAUUCCACACUAACCAUUUUUGUAUCCCGCUAUUUUUUAUAUUUUGAUAUAGAAAUUUGCAUUUUUGGAUCGUUUUUGACCAUCUACAUACUACUCAUUAGUUCGUAGAAACGAUCAUAUGUUUUUAUUAUUUAAAAUUAGCCUUUCGCAUGCUUAAUUAAUGCCUUUACCUAAUUUGCAUAUUGCUGACAUAUGCAAAUUAGGCAAAGGCAUUAAUUAAGCAUGCAAAUAGCUGAUUUUUAGGAAAAAAUGUAAGGUUGCGUGAAUAGUUAAAGGGCUUAAACUAAAGCAAAUUGUCUGAAAUUUUGUACAGUAAUUAAAAACCCAACAAAUUUUCCAUCUAUUAUCUCAAAAUAUGAUUAAAGCUUUUAAAUUUCGUGCGCAAGCCAUUUUUAGUUUGUUGGAAAAGACACACCCCCUGGUUCACAAAAUUUGAGUUCGAGAACUUUUUUCAUUCUACAUUUAUUUAUAAGUGAACAAAGAAGCUAUAUACAUAAAAAAAAAACUGGAUACUAAUGGCUGUUUUGCGAAAUUGAGAGCGAUUUCAAAUCUGUUCAGUUUUUUUUAUACACCCUGUAUAGCAGACUUAUAGCCGUAUCUUCGCUCGGAAGAGAUAAGUCGCGUAAAGUAGAUAGAUUUAUUACGCGGGCGCAUGGAUUUGCGGGCAAACGUUUCCAUAAGAAUUUAGAUUUAAAACACAUUUAUUUCUUCAAAACGUUUUACAAAAUUUAGUGUGGUCUACUUCUAAGAGCGUAACAUUUAGGUGUUUUUGUUAUCUUUAAAGAGUUCUCACAUUCUUGUCUGUCUUUAGUCGAUAACUUUGCAAUUUUCUUCGGUUUUAUUGGAAUAUGUUUUGGUCGGUCUCUUAGUAUAAAACGUUUUCAUAAUCCUCUCUUGCUUCCGGAGUCAUUCGUGCUAGGUCACGUUUGGUCCAAUCUGCUGGGUCGAUCCAAUUGUGGAAAAAGUUGCGCUUGAGUUUUGAAAGUCACUCCUGUUCUGUUGGUGGCGGUGUAAGGAAAUUAGGUUUAGGAGUAGUGGGCACUGGUGGUGUUAUCCCAACAGGGUUUCUCACUUUCUGGUGGUGGUGUUUGAACAGGGGCUUCAUGACUGGGACGAGGGACUGGAAUAUUCAUCUUUACUUAUUUUUGAAUAUGAGAAACCGAUUUAGUUGAUCAGAAUAUAAUUUGCUUUUUUCCACGGCAGUAAGCUGUGGUGCUUCCAUGAUCUCUUUCAUUCGCUGUUCGGCAUCGUACAUUGCAUUUACAAGCGGUGGUUGUUGAUACGACUUUUUUCGUACAUAUUGGAUUAACGGAUCAAUCUCGCCAGGAAGUGUGUUGGUCUUGAGUCGAUCGUCGAUUCUCACCAGUUUGUAGCCUUUCUCUAGUGCUUUCUCGAGCUCCAAUGUCACCCAUGUCCCACGAAGUGCUCGCUCGGCGUCGCUGUGGUGGCAUGGUUCUUGUAGAUUAUCGGCACAGGUACGACACAAUGGGAACAUUAAUUUACCCUGAGUACAGUAAGGGAGGACUGGGUGGUAGAGAACACAUGGAGGGAGAACAGAACAUUUCACCAAACCAAAGUACUCACUGAUGAGGGCGAAGUUCUCAGUGAUAAUCUCAGGAUGGCCAAUAGGAUACUCGCCGUAUUUGUUACACCUAAAAAUUGCUUAAGAAGAUUAACGACAAGCACGUUUGAGUUUAAAUAAAAUGAAAAGUUUUUGACAAGAUAUAUACCAGGAGUAGAGGCUGCAGAAAUCCACGUAGCGGACCUUCUCUUCUGGCUGAACGUCGUAAAAGAAGUGAGUAGCAUUGGUACGACCACCAAAGAAAGCUUGUCGUGGUUCCAGAGACUCAGAUAUUUCGAAACUUUCGAAGAAAUCCUUCAUCUCGGGUUCGAUGGCAAGUUGACGCUCAAUGUCACACGUCCAAAUCUCUACGACGUUGUAUCUGUUGUCUUUUAGGAAUUGUAUUUUCUCUAGAGUUCGUUGCCUAAGAUCUUGCAUGGUCAUAUGGUUGAUCGGAUUCACGGUAUCUCUGGCGUAACACUUGUCGCACCCAUGCCACAGGCACCCUUGAACUUCCCAAACAGUGUUCAUCUCAACGUUGAACCCAUCGACGAGGUAAUUGCCAAUGCGCUACUCUCCCUGGUUGCGGGCGUGGGGUGAAAGGCAAUGAGUGAUUGUUUGUUUUCGGGCUUGUAUCCGCAAGGAGGAAUGAUGGCGUCGGUGUUCUCCUGGAGGAACGUUUUACGGAAGACAAGAUUACAGGCAGAGGCAUUGGUGAGACAGAAGGCGAAGGGAUCGAUAUCUGUGAUUUGAUGGAAAAGUUUGCGGAACUCGAAACAACAACGACGCAAAAUGUCCACAUCAGACUGGCAGUAUCACAGAAUUUCGGCUUGAAAGUCGAGCUCGUACUGACGCACGACUAGGUCGUUGUACCAUGCAUAAAACGUUUGGCGGUCACCGGUGCUCAUUCCAUCAGGAUCGUAGAACGUCGAGUCUGGCAUUGAUCCAACGUAGUCCUGGUUCUCAGCACGGUUGAAGAAAUGGGGGAAGUAUGCUUUCUUUAGCUCUGUGAGACCAAACGUUUUCGGGAAGGCAGCCAGUUUCAUCGGGAUGAAGCAGAGAGAGUCUAUAAUUUUGAUGUUCAUUGCGGGGACAGUGAGCGAGAGGAUUUUUGCGCCACGGGUAAUGAUCUCCGGUGUGAUACCAUUCUUGUAGAGGUAUUGGAGAAUGAAGUACCCGUCGUAAGCUUGGAAAUUAUGUGCGAUAAACGUUGUGUUGGCGUUUUCCUGUUGAAAUACCCAAGUGCAGAACUCGUCUUUGGGCCAGAAAAGACUUUCUCGUCACCGCUUUCGUUCUGGACCACGCACAGAUUGGGGAUGUGCUCGCCGUCGUCUUGCGCGCAUUCGAAGUCGAAGAACAUCAGGUUUUGGCCGUCUUCCACGUCAUUAUCCACGGCCACAUCAUCGUCUAGGAAUUCGUUUUCUUCUUCAGCUGUCCGUCUCUUUUUCGCCUUUACAGGUUGAAGAUAACAUUGGUGGUUUUCACAGGUAAAACAUCUGACUUUGCCACAAUGAUGAUCACGAAGACUGGUACGAGUGACAACACGUUGACAUUUCUUGCAUUUCACCAAAACACGACACAGGGAGGGAACACUUGUCAAAUGCAACGAUCAAAAUGAAUGAAAUUUGUGUUCGAAACACGUUAUUUAUAAUCGAAACACGUUAUUUAUGAUAAGUUUACUUUGUUUGGUUUCGUUACUGUGUUGUGAUGCUAGUUGGUCGCGUUACCUUAUUGUGUUUGGUCUUCUUACUGUAUUGUGAUGCUAGAUGGUCGCGUUACCUUAUUGUGUUUGGUCUUCUUACUGUAUUGUGAUGCUAGUUGGUCGCGUUACCUGUCACAUUUGGCCCAGGCUUGCCCAGCAAGAUGACGUCAUAGAUUUUGCAUACUAAUUACUUCCGAUACCAAAUUAGACUUGCAUACUAAUUACUUCUGCCCUCAGAGUGCCAGCUGAGCAAAGUGACGUCAUAGAUUUUGCAUACUAAUUACUUCCGCCGCCAUAGAGUAGGGGGUAUUACUACUAGUAUCCGUUCCCAUCGUAUUAAUUUAGUUUAGUUUACAGGCAGUUUAGUUUAAUAACUUCAUCAUCAAAACGAAUUACAACAGAUGAUAGGUGAGCAGACAAAGCGUAGCCCCAAUUGAAUCUGCCUACUAUGCUGCAGUCUACAGCCAAAAUUCUCUAUAUGAUACACAUUAGUUGUCGGCUUUUAUUUUGGCAACACUUGGGCGAUGAGCGAAAAUGGAUACAAAUUUAAUGUAUUCGUUUUCAAACGAGAAUGGACUAUUGUGGGGGGGGGGGGAUAAGUGAGUGUGUGGUUACGUGGACUUGUAGAGAUUCUCGCAUUGCGCAUUAAUUAGUUAUUUAGCUUAUUAGUUAUUCAAUGAAUUUUUAAUAGGCUGCCUGUAAAAGGAAUACACAGGACAUGUUCACGGCCAUACUGUUGUUCACCGUGUUUAUUUUCUUUAGACAUCCAUGUCACCUGACCUCUUACAAGACUUAAUUAACCUGGAAAAAUAUAUCAAAGCUCUACUCAAGUCUGACAGUGCUGCUCCAGACAGGAAAAAUGCCUUUGAGGAUGAACUUGAAUCUGUAAAAGAGCAACUUAAAAAGGAAGAGCAAAAACGGGCUGAAUUAGAAACAAGAAAUAAGAAUCUUCAAGAUGUCAUUGCGAAUAAAAAAUUGGAGGAAGUAGAUGUGCAGGAAUUACAAGAGGAAGUACAGUUACUGGGCAAAGACAUGGAUAAAGUAGACAUGCUCAGAGCUGGUUGUGUAUCACGUGAUAGUGAAACUACUGACGAGAGUUUCAGUCUUGAUCAGACAAAACAACAACAGGUUGGUUAUUAAACAGUUAUUGGAUGAGGUUUUGUGAUAUACGAAUUUAUCAAGGUCGAGGCAAGUGUUAACGAUCGAGCGGAAGGCGAAUAACACUUGUUUUAAGGCAAGUUUGACAACACUUACAGUACUGUAACUUGCUUGAGUUUGAUAUUUAGCAGUAAGGUAUUGGCCUAUCACAAGACACAUAUGGUGACUACAAUGUAUAAUAAACUGUUUCUACAGGGUGUAUAAAAAAGAGCUGAAUAGAUUUGGAAUUGCUCUCAAUUUCGCAAAACAGCUAUUAGUAUCCAGUUUUUGAUAUAUAUAUAUAUAUAUAUAUAUAUAUAUAUAUAUAUAUAUAUAUAUAUAUAUAUAUAUAUAUAUAUAUAUAUAUAUAUAUAUAUAUAUAUAUAUAUAUAUAUAUAUAUAUUUCUUUGGGUACUUGUAAUGUAGAAUAAUAAAAAAGAUUCUCGAACUCAAAUUUUGUAAACCAGGGGUGUGUGUCUUUUCCAACAAACUAAAAAUGGCUUGCGCAUGAAAUUUAAAGCUUCAAUCAUAUUUUGAGUUGAUAGAUGGAAAAUUUGUUGGGUUUUUAAUUACUGUACAAAAUUUCAGACAAUUUGCUUUAGUUUAAGUCCUUUAACUAUUUAUUUUUUUUCUAAAAAAUUAGCCUUUCGCAUGCUUAAUUAAUGCCUUUACCUAAUUUGCAUAUUGCUGACAUAUGCAAAUUAGGCAAAGGUAUUAAUUAGCAUGCAAAUAGCUGAUUUUUUAAGAAAAUAUGCGAGUUUGCGUGAAAUGUCUGAAAUUCUGUACAGUAAUUAAAAACCCAACAAAUUUUCCAUCUAUUAACUUAAAAUAUGAUUAAAGCUUCCAAAUUUCUUGCGCAAGCCAUUUUUAGUUUGUUGGAAAAGACACCUGGUUCACAAAAUUUGAGUUCGAGAAUUUUUUUUCAUUUUUCUACAUUAUAAGUACCCAAAGAAGCUAUAUACAUCAAAAACUGGAUACUAGUAGCUGUUUUGCGAAAUUAAGAGCAAUUUCAAAUCUGUUCAGUUUUUUUUAUACCCCCUGUAUUGGCUUUAUGCAUGGAAAUGUUGUAUUUACAGGUCUGUUGUAAUUGUGUACUGUACUGUGCUGUAUUAACUACUUCAUAAUCGGGGCAGGUGUUUAUACAUAAUAUAUUAUUUCGAGAAGUUCAUUAUUGUUGUUGGUGAUUUACUGUAAAUAACCAAAAAUGUAUUGGAGAAACAAGACUCUGGCCAAGUUUUGGGCAUGCUUCUACUAAGGUUUGUUAGAAUUUGUUAGAACUAAAAUCACUAUGAUAAAUUACUUCGAGUUGUAUGAUAGAACUUCUCAUGCUAUAGCUGUGAAGAAAGCGGAGUUAGUUAUAGACAUUUGUUAUCGCACCGUGCUCUCAGGACAACGGUACUGUACUCAUUUCCUUCCUGUUUCCCUCAUGAAUUAGUAAUGAGUUUGAGAAGGUGAACAUUUUGCCGUACUAUUGACACAGAGAUAACGAUGUAUAUAUUUGGAGAGAGGUGCAAAGAUUCGAACCCACAUUUGAAAUUCUGUCGAACCUGCAUUAAGCGUAGCCUCCUCUGCAGGCCUCUCUAUGGGUUUUAGCCUGCAAAUGGGUUUUGAAACAUAUCCGGCAGCUAUAUUUGUAAAUUUUGUGUUGGUUUUCGCUAUUUUCUGGUGAUCAAAGCUAGAAAACAAUGAAAAAUUAUGUGGCAAGUGGCAAACGCGUUGUUCGACAGAGGUGACCGUUUGAUAUACAGUAGGUCACUAGAACAGCACUUACAGUAUAAAUUUAAUAUUGUGCCGGUUAAUACAAGUUUGACUGUGCGUUCAUAUUUUAUUUAAACACAUUUUAUAUUUAAACACCCGCUAUAUAACCAGUAUCUUUUUUUAAUUUUAUUUUCAGAGCAUUGUCGAUUCAUUAAAGUUGAAGUAUGAUACAUUAAAGAAAGUUGGUGAUCAACGUGAAAAGAAGUUUCUGGACGAAAGUGAAAAACUUUUAUCUGAAAAGGAUUCUUUGAACGCCAAAGUGACGGAAAUGGAAACCGAAAAAGAAGAAGCUGAGAGUCAGCUUGCAGCAGCUGUAGCGGAUAAAAACGAGAUUGAGAAUCAGCUUGCAGCAGCUUUGGCGGAUAAAAACGAGAGUGAGAGUCAGCUUGCAGCAGCUUUAGCGGAUAAAAACGAGAGUGAGAGUCAGCUUGCAGCAGUUGUAGCUGAUACAAAGGCAGUUGAGAGUCAGCUUGCAGCAGCUGUGGCGGAUAAAAACGAGCUUGAACAAAAGUUAGCUGAUCAAAUAGUUUAUUGCGAUGCAAUUCAAGAGGAGUUAGGUCAGACUAGAAUUAUUAACGAGGAACUGGAGACAAAAUUGAAUGAAAAUAGUAAGAAAGAGGUAAGUUUGAAACAUGUACUAAAGUAUAUACAGUGUAAAUAUAUAUAAAAUAUAUAUAUAUAUAUAUAUAUAUAUAUAUAUAUAUAUAUAUAUAUAUAUAUAUAUAUAUAUAUGCAUAUAUAUAUAUAUAUAUAUAUGCAUAUAUAUACAUAUAUAUACAUAUAUAUAUACAUAUAUAUAUACACAUAUAUACAUUUAUUAUUUCAGUUAGCUGAUUGACAUAUGCAUAUAUAUAUAUAUAUAUAUAUAUAUAUAUAUAUAUAUAUAUAUAUAUAUAUAUAUAUAUAUAUAUAUAUAUAUAUAUAUAUAUAUAUAUGAUAGUUUUGGAGUUGAAGCUGGUCUAAAAUUCUUUUUAAAAUACAAGUCAGCAAUCAAAGACCACGCAGAAAGCACAGGACACAAUGCCUCUAUUAACAAUGCUACAAUCUUAGAGAAAAGAGUACAUAAUUUAGAAAAACGAACGUUCCUUGAGUCGAUGCAUUCAAUAUUAGACAAUAAAACAAUUAACGAACACAAAGAAUUCCCACGCAUGUAUUUAUCGCUUGUGCAAUCAUGUGGCAAUAAUGACGAUAUUUAAAAACCUUGAACUAUCCCAACUGCUCUUAGUACUCUGAUGAAGGUUGCAGUUAGCAACCGAAAAUUUAGAACUUUUUAGACUUUUUAUUGUACAUAUUCUAGUAUUUUAAAAAGAAUUUUAGACCAGCUUCAACUCCAAAACUAUCAUGUAUUCCACUGGUCGCCUCAACUGUAUAUAUAUAUAUAUAUAUAUAUAUAUAUAUAUAUAUAUAUAUAUAUAUAUAUAUAUAUAUAUAUAUAUAUAUAUAUAUAUAUAUAUAUAUAUAUAUAUAUAUAUAUAUGUAUGUUUUGCUGGAAAACAUGUGUCACAGUGCAGUGCAUGCAUGGUGCUAAUAUUUCGUCCAGUUUAUUUACAGUUAAAUAUCAUCGGAUGACUUCUUUGUAAUAAAAACAAAAUCUGUAUUAGUCAUUGUACUAUGAAAUUUCUAUUUUCAUUUUAGCAAUAUUUGCUGUAUAGCGUUCAGAUUUAUUUGAGUUUAAUGUGUACGAUUGGCAUGAAAAGACCUAUUCAUAACAACAUGGUUUGAUAAAUUUUUGACGUGUUUUAAUUUUAGAAUGUCGAAAAUGAGCUAAAAGCGCAAGUUUUCACUCUCUGUCAAGAAAUAGGGACCAAAGACAUGGAAUGUGACGAUUUGAAAGCAAGGUUGGCAUGAUGAACAUUUUGUUCGUUUAUUCUAAUUUAAUUUUAAUUUUACAAGCUUUGUCACAACAAGAAUACAUCAUGACAAAUAACAAUAAUUACAUAUAUAACAUUACAAAUGUGACAGGAAAUCACAACAGCUUCAGGCCAAUUACUGUGAUCCCAAAAUGUACAAGUACAGUGUUACACAAACAUACAGACACACAUAUAUGUAUAUAUAGAUACAUAUCUGAUUUAAAAACAACAUGCAAUAGGUACAGUACAAACAUUCUUGUACAGUACAAACAACAUGCUACCAAUGUGUUACACCAGCAUCAUUCAAAGUAUCUAAAACUCGUGUACACAGUGUGUUUCGAUCCUAACCCUAGUUAUUCAAUAGUAUAUAAUAUCUGUUUCUUUUCUGUUUUCAGGCUAGAUCUUUCAGGGACGGAAUGUAACAAAAUGAAUUCUGCUCUUGAUGAAAUGAGGUAACUGAAACUGUUGUACAAAAAGAAACAAAUUCCGAAAAAUAAGGUCAUCUUGAAAUUCAAGAUAUGAAUUAAAACAAGACGACUGUAAAUUUUCGACUUUAUUUCAAAGUCAUCAUCAGACAGAGUGAAAGACAAUACUUUACAUACAGCAUAUAUACAGAGCAAGAGCGGAAGAAACACGAUACUUUGUCUAUUCUCUUUCUCCAUUUUCUGACAGUCAGGUUAGUUGUUUUCUUGUUGUAAAUAUAUAUAUAUAUAUAUCUAUAUCUAUAUAUAUAUAUAUAUAUAUAUAUAUAUAUAUAUAUAUAUAUAUAUAUAUAUAUAUAUAUAUAUAUAUAUAUAUAUAUAUAUAUAUAUAUUUUGGUUUACGAAACAAACAGUGCGAAACAAACAGUUUCGUAAUAUAUAUAUUUAGUAUAAAUUUUGCAUAUCAAAUGAGCUUUCGCGCGUUCUGAUUGGCUAGUUGACUAGUAAAUCUGAGGCAUUUACUAGCUGACUAGUAAAUAAUGCUUUUCAAAAAGAAUGAUUCGGCAAAUUUGGUUUCAAAAUCGACAAAAUAUUGAAAAAAUCGACCCAGAAAACGAAAAAAGCACAAAAUGUUGUAUUUAACUUGAAAGGUAGGAUUUCUUUAUUAUUUCACUGUUUCAAACAUAUUCACGGACAAUUUAAAACUUAUUUAAAACUCCGAAACAUUCGCUUCAAACAAUUAGCAAAAACUGUCCCGACUGUUGGGAAAAGCCGUGAUAUUCUUUUUAAAACAAUUUUGUUUUGUAUCCUAUAAAUUUCCAAAUUUGUACGAUACUAUUUAUUUUGAUAUGUCAUGUUUUCAUUGUGUUCGAAACUUGUAAAGUAUAAAGUGUUGUUAAAACUUUUUUUCGAACGAUAUAGUUUUACAUUUCAUUUUACCAAAUUCCUCAGACAUUCCCUGGUCAGAAAUUCAAUGCUAAACAGAAACUAUUUUUAAGUCUGGUGAAAGAGUCAUUCCGUUAUUGUGUUUAUAUUCCAAGCAGAAAUCGAGAAAAACAACUUUGUAAUAAAGCAAUAAAGCACAAGAAGCCAUUUUGAAAGCGUGUGCGUACAAGAAACACUGCAACACGUCUAUUAGUGAACAGGCCGAAAACAGUUUUAUUUCUGAAUUUUAAUUGAACUGAUAUUCGGAUAUUUUAUUUUAUUCAUUAAAAAUUUAUACUAAAACAAUAAUAAUUGUUAAAUAUAUAUAAAUUAUAUGAAAAUUUACAGUCUCAUACACUCGUCUUGUUUUAAUUCAUAUCUUGAAUUUCAAGAUGAUCUUAUUUUUCGUAAUUUGUUUCUUUUUGUAGUUUCUUAAAUUGGCGGCUGGCCGUGAUUUUUUAAACUGUUGUGUUUUUCGAAUUUUUACAAACCAUUUAUCACAGUGGCAUUGAAGCCGACAGUGAACUCUUUCUCUUCAAGGCGAACACUUUUGCGACCGCCUUAGAAACAGUGGUAAACACUGGUAGACAGUGUGACCAGGUUUAGUACAUUUUAUUACCAGAUCCGGUUGGAUGCCCUUAGACAACCCCACCUGCUUUAAACAACUGCAACAUUAAGAACAGGAGGGGGCAGCCAACCAAUUUUAAGCAGCUUUAGUAAAAAAAAUUGCAUAUAUGGUCACACUGCUGGUAGUCUUCGCUUUGGAGACUAUAGAAUUUAUACUAGAAGUUACAAUUGCAAGGAAAGUGCUGCCUCACCCCCAAGGGAUUAAAGGCAGCAUGCGCAACUUGCUGAAUAAGGGCACAGAUUAUGUAAGGACAGAUGUAUAACGUCAAUAAAAAAGUUGUCCCACGGUCGCCAUCUUCCUAGCAAGUGUCGCUCGCGUUACAAUUCGUCAUUAAAGGAAUACCAAAUGGUUUUCCAUGCAGGAUAGCACGAGGGAUGUUGCGAGACUUUCGGAAAGCGUGGAAAUACUCGAGCCGCAGGCGAGUGUAUUUUUACGCUUUCCGAAAGUCAAGCAACAUCCCAAGUGCAUGGAUCACGCUAUCCUGCUUGGAAAACCAUUUGGUAAUUGUUUUAUAAAAUAACUACAGUCUGUGAAACAAUGACAUUUUGAGAAUCCCGCGAAAGCACUUUAAUUCCUCGUGCCGGAUAGCCUGAUCCUGCACGGCUAUUGACAAAUCAGAUUGCGUGUUUCACUGUAGUUAUUAUAUAAUUGGUAAUACGCAUUGCUUUCAAAAAUGCUUUCAACACCUUUUCUACAACUUUAAACAUUCAACAAAUGAUGCUCUUGAUUGUUUAAUCCAUAAAUUUCGAUCCAAAAAACCGCAAUAAAGUGCAAAAGUUUGUGUUUUCCAGAACGCCAUCUUCCUAGCAAGUGUCAUGACGUGAGCAUGACGUGUACAUCCAAGGAAAUGUGCGGACACGAAGUCCUAUUAAGGCCCAUUUCCACUCAGGAAAAUUUUCCGCAGAAAGAAAAUUUUGAAGUUGAAAAUUUUCAACUUUUAACAAUGACUUUUUCGGAAAAUGUUCUGUCCGUGGAAUUUUUCUUGAGUGGAAAUGGGCCUUUAAGUUACACAUCUGGUACAUACUUCAUCUGUGAUAAGGGGCUGUUUAUAUGAUCCCGCUUUGCCAGGACGUGGUAUGAGGCGGGAUGAUUUCGAUGUAUUGAAACAAGUCACGGUGCACAAUUCAGCAAAAAACUUCAGUAUUUUCUAGAGAUAGCAAGCAGUAACAAUAAUCUUCUUGAACUACAAGAUCUAGAUCUUCUCUACAAUAUUUGAGUUCUGUUAACCAGCAUUUGAACUUUUUGCUUAGCCUAAUCACAGGGGGCCCCACUAUGAGUUAUGAUUGAAAUAAUAUUGUAUUUAUUUUUAAAAACCUACUUGAAUCCCUUGAUAAUCGAUUAUUUCUUCUCUCGAAAUUCUGUAAACAUUUUAAACUGCUUGGAGUCAUUAUACUAUCACUCUACAUGACGUUUCAUGAAGUAUAGAUGAUCGCUGACAAGUAAGGACCGCGGGCGCGAAAAGACUCAUCGUUUGAUGUGUUCCAUAAGUAGGUUGUUCUCCGGAAAUUUCGCACGGGGCCCCAAUGUGAGUUUAUAGGAUUGAAAAAAUAUUGUAUUUAUUUUUAAAAACUUACUUGAAUCCCUUGAUCAUCCAUUAUUUCUUCUCUCGAAGUUCUGUAAACCUUUUAAAUGGCUCGGACUCAUUAUACUUGACGUCACGAGAACAACCUACUUAUGGAACACAUUGUGCGAAAAAACGCUUCGAGUGUUUCAUGUAAAAACAUACGAAAAAUCAAUCGUUUAUGAAUCUACUACAUCAGUUGUGAAGAUAUAUCCAAAAAGACAUAGAAUCUGAAAAAAAAUAUUCGAAAACACUGAUAAAUUGUGAAUUUUAAGGCAUUUAGAAACGUCAUCUAGUCGAAGUUUCAACCCUUUAGUUUAAUUCUUCCUUCUUUCGGCUUUCGCCGCCUUCGUCUUUUCGCGCCCGCGUUCUUACUUGUCAGCGAUCAUCUAUACUUCAUGUAGAGUGAUAGUAUAAUGAUUCAAGCGGUUUAAAAUGUUUACAGAAUUUCGAGAGAAGAAAUAAUCGAUUAUCAAGGGAUUCAAGUAGGUUUUUAAAAAUAAAUACAAUAUUAUUUCAAUCAUAACUCAUAGUGGGGCCCCCUGUGGCCUAAUGACUUAUUUCAAUACAUCAAAAAUCAUCCCACCUUCCAUCGUGUAUUAAACAGCCCUUAAGACGCCUGUUCAGGAGGUGCACAAGGUCGAAAGUCAGCUAAAUGUUCUACUUCUUUGCUUAUAACGUCUUGCUUUUGUGUAUAUAAUUAUAAUACUGUCAGUGGCGAAGCUAGCCACAUCAACAGGUAAUGCUGUGCACGUUUUUAAUGAUUUGCAUUAUUCAAAUAUAUGCAGAUUUAUUGGCAUGGCAUGACCAGUUACCAUGGCUAGCUGUACAAAAUCAUAUUAUACAUGAUGAUAAUACUUGAAUGAAUCAUUGGACAUAUAGAAUUUAACAAUUUCAUAUAUAGAAAUAUUAAGUCAGUUUUGUCCCAAUUAUCGUUUUAAUGGUACCUUCAAGGCUACCCUUAUUGCAAAACAACUGAACAAUCUGCUGAUGCCUGAUGGGGAGACAAAAUCUAUUUGUUGACAGUUUUGUUUCAUGCGUCUGAUGACACCAUUCAUUUGUAAUGAUUAAGAUUGUAAUCAGUCAAAAACUGCAAAACUAUAUAAUACAAGAAAUUGUGAGCAUUAUCAAAAAAUAUAGUAUACCCUGAACUGUGGUGACACAGCCAGGUGAAUAAUAUAUAAAUGUAGGCUGGUAGGAUUAUUUCCUAUCGUGCUACCAAUGGACAUAUCUCAGAGAUAUAUUUUUACAGACAUAUUAUAUUAUGCUAUGACAAUACAGUGACGUAACCAUGGGAGUCUGCAUACAUAAUGAGCUCCACAAUAAAGCCAGGCGAACUUUAUGCGCAUUUUAAAAUGUUUUUUAAUGCCUUUUUAAGUGAAUACAUAUAUUUGCUGGGCUGUCUAUGGUAAUAUAGAGAGUAAAUAAUUCAUUGUACUUUUUUACUAUAUCGAUCAAUGUUAUUUUUUAUUUCAGGAAAGAGCUAGAUGCAGUUUAUUCACAAAACGAGAAGUUGUUAACAGAACGCAAGGUUUGUACAGAACUUUUGUUUCUUUUAUCACCUGUUUCAUGUGUCAGGAAACCUCUUUCUAAACUCCAAUGCAUGUUUUGUACAAAAGAGCUAAAAUUAUCAGAUCACCUGCAUGGGUCUGUUGUACGAAGGCUGGAUAGCGCUAUCCAUCGGAUAGUGAUUUUUCAACCAUUGAAAAACUAUAAAACUACGGAUAUGGAUUCUUCAAUUAUUAGAAGGCAACUUGAAUUUUUAUAUACUAAAGUUUAAAAAGUCAUUGUCAACUACAAUGCAUUUGUUUACAUCUUACCUUCCGAAGUGACAAAUAGCAACAAAUGACAAUUAUAAACAUUUCUUUGGUGCAAUUUUAGUAUAAAAAGUUAAAAUGAGCAAGUAUAACCAUAGGAUGGUAGUAAUAUAUUAUGGAUUAUCUAUUAUUAAUAUCUAUUAUUCCACCAUUAAAAUAGCCGCCAAGCAGGUUUGGGCGUAGCCUGCAAGGCAGGCGGUCCCCAAAGCUAGUUUGGGCGCACAAUGCAUUGUGGUUGACAAUGACUCUUUAAUGUUACACUAGUCAACGGACAAUAUAAGAUUGGGCGCACAAUGCAUUGUGGUUGACAAUGACUCUUUAAUGUUACACUAGUCAACGGACAAUAUAAGAACGCUUGAAUAAUCACUAUCCUGUGGAUAGCACUACAUGUAUACUGGGACCGAUGCAAUUCAUACUUGCUCUCAAAAGGGCGUGGCCUACCUAAACAUUUCUCCCCAUCUGAUACGCCAUUUUUCAACAUUCCCAAACUACCAGUGGCGUAACGCUCAUUGGGUAGGGUUAGUGCAAAAUCUAAGGGCCCCUGACAGUUAGGGGCCCCCAUCAGCCACGGUCUAUCGCCAGAAAAUUAGAAAACGUAAAAAAUGCAGGUUAAGAAUCAAUGGGAAAUGCAAAAUUAAAUAAAGCCUCCAUCGACAUCGGUAGCUUAUUUUUUUUUAUUCCAUCUCAAUAAUAAAACAAAAGUUACUCUUAUUAGUUGUUACAUUUAUAAAUAUUCAAUAUAAAUAUAAUAUCUCAGUCAAACAAUGACAACAGUGAACAGGGGCGGAGGGGCCCCCCUCACCAAGUAUGCCCCUCUCGCUCCGUUACGCCACUGCAAACGACAGCUGCAGCGUUUAAACGUUUAUACCAUUCUAUGAACUGGAGAACUCUUGGAGACUGUAUAUACCAUCGCUAGCAAAACUGAAAGUCAAUAUUCACUUAUUCCUGCAUAAAUUGUAGAACUCGUUAAUACUUCAUGAAGAAAAUUCAAAAGAAAACAAUAUUUAAUGAGGUGUUGUAUCCACAUACACAAAAUUCUCCUGAUUUCGUACAAACGUUUUUGAUUUUCUCAGUUAAAAUGCCUUUUUUUUUAAUAAUGAUCGAAUAAUUAUAAUUAUUUAUGAAUAACGCCACUGUUGAAAUCCUUACGUUUCACAAACUAUUUCGCUUUCGGCUCGAGUUUGUACAUCUGAUACAACACGGCCGCUCAUGCUGUAUGUACUAUUUAUACAUUAUUUACACAUUAUGCAUUCAGUUCUUUUACACAGCCCGGAGAAGCAAGAAAAAAGUUGUGGCCAUUAGGUUGAUAUAUGCUGACAAACCACACACACGAACACGAACACGAACACGAACACGAACAAACCGAGGUGAAAACAUAUUAACACCGUGUAUAUUUCUGCUAUACCAGGGUGCGAGUGAAGCUGAACUCGUAGAGUCGCGAUCAAAAAUCGACAAUCUUACUGCGCAGUUGUUAAGUGCUGAGGAGAUGUUGGAGCAUAAGGAAACUGAUUUACGUAAAUCACAUGAACAUCAGAAAAGUCUCGUCAGUGAACUGGAAACUGUUCCUCUGUUAAAACAACAGGUUAGUAACUCUCAGCAAACUUACAUGUAUGUAUUGGCAGGGUGGGAUACGUCCAUCCCAGUCCUCGUGUCACUGUUGCCCCCCCUAUACUACGUAAGUAAGUAGGGGGGGUGCUUAUUAUCCUUACUUGCAGCUGAGAGCUAAGCUGAAUUGCGAAGGACACAGCUUAACCUGAUUGAUUGCAAGGGUUUCUAAGGGCGCACAUAGCAGCCACCUGUUGACUCGCCAUCACGGAGCACAGCUACGAUGAAAGGAUUACUUUUUAGGGAAAUCCUAACCAACCCUGUCAACAUUCCCUGUGAUUUUCGGCAGAGUGUUGACUAACUCUUUUCACAUGGCUAUCAUAAGUCGAGGAGAGGGUCCCUUGCAUUGGCGCACUUUUUAAGUUAUCCAACUCGCGGUUAGGUGCCCUUUACUGAAUACCCCACCCCCAACUGUUUAUAAGAGGUCCUGACUUUCUGCGUCUUCUUAUUUAGCUUGACGUCUACCAAGCCGACUUUAAUACAGAAAGACAAACACGACAAAAGGUUGAAGAUGACAAUAGGAAGUUGAGAGAUGAAGUCGCCAAACUUCAUGCAGAUAAUGAACGUUUGACAGAAGAAGCAAGUGACCCUACUGGCAGCAAAUUGGCUGAAAUGCAACGUCGUCAUGGCUGUGGUAGCGGUCCACAGCCCGGGAACGAUAACAAUCCCUGGAGCGGAUUUUAUGAUCAAUUCCUUGCACCACGAGGCCCAGCUGUAGCACGAAAUAGUCCGCAUCAGCCCCAUGCCGAGAAUGAUAUCAAUAGACAGGUGUCGGGUGGCCGUUGCCCGAAAUGCGAUUUAAUGUUUCCCGAUCUUGAUACAUUGCAGACUCAUGUGGUCGGAUGUUUGGAAUCAGAAAGUACUGGGUCAGUAGGAGGGAAGAUUUGCCCAAAAUGUCAAGGAUCAUUUCCAGAUUUGGACACACUUCAAAUUCAUGUGAUGGAGUGUCUUGAUAACUAAGUGACAGAUAUUAUUUCUGCACAGAUGCGAUUGCACCAAUUUUACUUCUAUAUAUCGAAAAUUUUAAUAAUUGAUGCACUUAAAUUCCAAAACAAAGCCAGCAGCCGCUAUUUGCAACCAUGCUGCUUGAAUCAACGACAAUUUAGAUUCAUAUGGGAUUGAAAGUGAAAUUAUGGUUAUCUUUAAAUUGUACAUUGUAAAUUUAUAGCUUGAUAUUUUAUGUUAUUUCAAUAUUUUACAAUAUUCAUAAAGUACUGUGAGUGUAUUCAUCACGUUCAAAAAUUAAAUACACAGCUAUAAAGCUUGUAUUAUAUUGAUGAUGUCAGCAUGAUUUUCAAAACACGAUACGACAAGGCCGUUUGGCCAUUUUUUACCUUUUUUGAAAUUUAAAGAAAUACCCAAACUCGACAAAAGGUGAAGACUAUUGUCUUUUGUCUAGUUGGCAUUUCUUCAGUUUCUCUAACGAGAAGUAAUUUUAAUGAUGGUAUAGCAUGCUUCUUCAUAAAAUUGCAAAAACAAUGAAUAAAACGCUUCAACUUUGAAACAAAAGAACAUGUCCCCCAUAGAAUCAGGUGUUACUUUAAUUUAACUGUGUAUACAUGGCUUUAUCACUUUUCGCCCGAAAUGUAAAAGAAUAGGGGUUUAAGCUGGAUUUCCACUUGCAACAAAAAUUUCGCUUUCGAAAUACUUUGCCCAAUUUCUUUUGAAUACACCCUUUCAAUAUAAUUACGUCACACAUACUUUUUGGUCUUGGAGCCGCUCCUCAUUAAUAAAUUACGCAAGGUGAUUGGCUCACGAUUGAUGAGAGCGAGGCUCCCAGGCUAAAUGACGUAAUUAUCGAAAGGAUGUAUUGUGAGUGCCAAGCACAGAGCUGAUUUUAAAUCCUCCCUCUGUUUCAGGAGAGAAAUCGCUGUUAAAAUGAUGUGUUAAUGCGGAAAUUGAUCCGUAUAUAUGCAUAAUUGGCUAUAGAUAUAAACUUGGUUAUAAUUAAAACAUUUUUUUAUUUUCCGAAAUGCAAAUUUAUAUGCAUUAACUAAAUUUUACCGAAGUCCCUCGAACUGCUUGCUCGGCACUCUUCCAACUGAGCUAGCUGCGAUUUACUUUAAAGUUAGAAUUAAAAGUGCUUCCUGUAUUAACUUUCCAAACUAAAGAUCAAUCGUUUCCAUUUUACCCUCCUUAGACUUCCUUUCCACAAUUCUACGUUUUUCAUCUUCUUCAUCAGCAUCAACUAAGAUAAUUUUUGCAUCAGUUGAAUCCCCGAGUUUCUUUGCUUUUUUCUCCUUCGUCUCGGGUUCUGUAUAACCAUAAUCAUCAACUGGCUUGGAUUUCUGUUUAGAUUUCUGAAUUGUUGCGUAAACAGGCUUGUCUUUGCCAUUUGUUCCACCUUGUUUGCUCGUUUUGGUGAACGUUCCCUGAGUGGGUUCCUCGGGAAUGUAUGUAUCACCAGUAGAACGAUCUAGUUUAAACAGUCUGUCGCCAUCAAUGCUAUCUCGAAGUGAGAUUUCAGAUCGUGUCUUGUCAUCGGCUCGUCUAUAUAAGAGUAAUAGACCUUACCGAUUAUUCUCUUUUACCCAAUGGCCUCGUUUUCAU
Molecule: messenger RNA, 26422 nt
Organism: Paramuricea clavata
Lineage: Eukaryota; Metazoa; Cnidaria; Anthozoa; Malacalcyonacea; Plexauridae
Source: the annotation of a GenBank genome assembly